UAAAUUGCCAGAACGUUUUCUGAUGGGAACUUAAUUAGGGUUUUUGUGAUUUGUAGAGCCAAACUGCACAGAGCAAAAUUUCUCCAAUUCCGCUUUCCCUCUCUCUUUAGGGUUCUAAAACUAUGCCGAAAUCAAAGCGUAAUAGGCCAGUGACUUUAUCCAAGACGAAGAAGAAAGGGAGGGAACAUAAAGAAAAUGUAGUGAAUGCGAUACGAGAAUCGGUCGAGAAGUACGAUUCUGUUUAUGUUUUUACUUUUGAGAACAUGAGGAAUCUCAAGUUUAAAGAGUUUAGGGACCAGCUCAAGUCAUCAAGCAGAUUUUUUCUUGGCUCAAAUAAAGUCAUGCAAGUUGCCCUAGGUAGGUCUGUUGCUGAUGAGAUCCGACCUGGCCUUCACAAGAUUUCUAAGCUUUUACGUGGUGAUUCUGGGCUUUGUUUUACUAGUUUGCCAAAGGAAGAAGUUGAAAGAUUAUUUAAUGAAUAUGAAGACUAUGACUUUGCAAGAACUGGAAGUAUUGCAACCGAGAAGGUGGAGCUUAAUGAAGGUCCUUUGGAUCAGUUUACACAUGAGAUGGAGCCCUUCUUGCGUAAGCAGGGGAUGCCUGUUAGGUUAAACAAAGGUGUCGUGGAGCUUGUAUCAGACUUCAUUGUAUGUGAAGAAGGGAAGCCAUUAUCACCCGAGGCCGCUCGCAUACUGCGUCUGCUGGGUAUAAAGAUGGCCACCUUCAAACUUCACUUAACGUGUAGAUGGAGCUCGGAGGACUUCGAGAUUUAUAGAGAAGGAUUGGAAGAUUCAGAUGUUGAGUCCUCGUAGGAUUUGCAGAACUCCUGUGAAGAAUGAUGUAUGUGGGGUUCAUUUUGUCGAGGCGAAGUUAACAGUAGGCGGGUUCUCUAUCGAGUCUUUUGGCUUGUUUCACCUAGUUAUUUCUGAAAUUUUGUGCUAGUUUGACUUUUUAAUCGACGAUUUGUUUUUGCAUUACAUAUUCUGUAAAAUCUUCGAGAAUUGCAAUGGUAUGUUUUGCUGCCUUCUUGCUCUUGUAUAACAUAUAAUAUCUAAAGCUUGCGGAUCUUUGUAUUAA
Olea europaea var. sylvestris is the source of this 1077-nucleotide messenger RNA. RefSeq names its product mRNA turnover protein 4 homolog. Gene Ontology annotation, molecular function: RNA binding. The coding region runs from base 123 to 812 and encodes 229 amino acids. NCBI's taxonomy places the organism in Eukaryota, Viridiplantae, Streptophyta, Magnoliopsida, Lamiales, Oleaceae. The transcript has 8 exons. Gene Ontology annotation, biological process: rRNA processing; ribosomal large subunit assembly; ribosomal large subunit biogenesis. Gene Ontology annotation, cellular component: nucleolus; preribosome, large subunit precursor. The record is from RefSeq and is a predicted model, not a curated record.